AUGAUCGACGACAUCAGCAACCUCCUGGGCUCGCGCGAGCCCGUCAACGCGCUGCUCGGCUCGCGCAAGAAGCCGCAGCUCGAGGUCUUCACGGUCGAGUUCGGCGACGACGCCGUCGACGUCGCCUACUACGGCGCCACCGUGACGAGCUGGCGCACGGCGGGCCGCGAGCGGCUCUGGAUGAGCUCCCUGAGCCGCCUCGACGAGAGCGGCCCGAUCCGCGGCGGCGUGCCCGUCGCCUUCCCGCAGUUCGCGGACCAGGGCCCGCUGCCGCUGCACGGCUUCGCGCGGACGCUCCGGUGGACGCGCAUCGGCGGCGAGGGCCGCGACGACUGCGCGACGGCGACCUUCGCGCUGCGCAAAUACGGCGUGCCCGGCGGCGGCCACGACGCCCUGACGAGCGACGAGACCAUGGGCUGGGACCCCGCGUUCGAAUUGCUCUAUACCGUGUCGGUGGGCCGAAACGACGACGGCUCGCCGUUCCUCGGGCUCGAGCUCGGGGUCAAGGCGCUGACGCCCUUCGAGUUCACGACGUGCCUCCACACGUACCUGCGCUUCGACGACGUGCGCGACGUGCGGCUCGCGGGGCUGCGGGGCGUCGCCUACUACGACAAGGUCGCCGCCGAGGACCGCGUCGAGGACGAGGAUUCCAUCGCCGUCGAGCAGGCGAGCAUCGCGUCCUGCGGGUCGCGGCCGCCGGCCGCGGGCUUCGUCGACCGCAUCUACCACGAGACGCGGGGGCGGCCGCUGACGCUGACGGUCGCCGGGGGCGAAGUCUACGACCUCGAGCAGACGGCGACCUACCGCGACACGGUCGUCUUCAACCCCUGGGUCGAGGGCAAGCGCGGGCCGACGCGCGGGCCGGACUUCGACGACGACGGCUACCACUACAUGCUCUGCGUCGAGCCCGCGGUCGCGCGCGACCGCGGGCCCGUGUCGCUCGCCGCGGGCGAAUCGUGGGCGGGCAAGCAGACGAUCACGAUCCGCGCCGCGUAA
This is a messenger RNA of Aureococcus anophagefferens, 996 nucleotides long. RefSeq lists its product as hypothetical. Gene Ontology annotation, molecular function: carbohydrate binding; isomerase activity. The record is from RefSeq and is a predicted model, not a curated record. Gene Ontology annotation, biological process: carbohydrate metabolic process. NCBI's taxonomy places the organism in Eukaryota, Pelagophyceae, Pelagomonadales, Pelagomonadaceae. The coding region runs from base 1 to 996 and encodes 331 amino acids. The transcript has a single exon.